This is a messenger RNA of Saxophila tyrrhenica, 315 nucleotides long. RefSeq lists its product as uncharacterized. The transcript has 2 exons. The record is from RefSeq and is a predicted model, not a curated record. NCBI's taxonomy places the organism in Eukaryota, Fungi, Ascomycota, Dothideomycetes, Mycosphaerellales, Extremaceae. The coding region runs from base 1 to 315 and encodes 104 amino acids.
AUGUCCGUGGAAUAUGAAGAGAAAAAGAUUCGUCGAACGCCUGGCCAGGGCAUCACAAUCUUCCAUCAGCACGAGUACCCUGAUGUUGAUAUACUUGCGGUUCCAGGCUUGGGAACGGAUCCUGUGGAAUGCUGGACGCGCAAUACGGACAAGAAACCACACUCCAGCUCUGCAACAGAUGCGCUCGAGGCCGAAGGUGCACCUCCUCGUGCUCCGCAAAAGAAUGGCGGCUUCAACUGGCUCCGAGAUCCAGAUGGACUGGCAUCUGUCUUCCCAAAGAGUCGCAUCAUGGUACACCAUCAAUUAGCGGAAUGA